UUUCGAUAAUGCUGUCAUUGGCAGCCGAAGCAGCCUAUCAGAGUCCAGAAAGCAGCGUCCGGUAUUCUCGGCAACCAGAGGAGAGAGAAGGGGGAGGGUUUGGGGGUCAGAUAUACGCAGAGAAACGGGCUGCUGGUGGCGAAGAUGGCGGAUGGGGAUAGCGGUAGUGAGCGCGGUGGCAGCAGCAGCGGCGGCGGAGGGGGAGGAAGCGGGGGAUUUCAGCAUUACCAGCGGGAGCCAGAGACGCAGGAGCUGGCUUCGAAGCGGCUGGACAUUCAGAACAAACGCUUCUACCUUGACGUGAAGCAGAACGCCAAAGGCCGGUUCAUCAAAAUCGCAGAGGUCGGCGCCGGAGGCUCUAAAAGUCGUUUGACCCUCUCCAUGUCAGUUGCUGCAGAGUUCCGCGACUAUCUGGGGGAUUUUAUAGAGCACUACGCCCAACUGGGGCCCAGCACCCCGGAGCAGAUUGCCCAGUCGUCCGGUGGUGAUGACAGUGGGCCUAGGCGGGCCUUGAAGAGUGAGUUUCUGGUGCGUGAGAACCGAAAAUACUACCUCGACCUGAAGGAGAACCAGCGGGGUCGGUUUCUCAGGAUCAGACAGACCGUCAACCGAGGCCCCGGUUUUGGAGUGGGAGUGGGAGGCAUCCCCGGGGCUGGCAUGCAGUCCGGCCAAACCAUCGCACUCCCGGCCCAAGGGUUAAUAGAGUUCCGCGACGCUUUGGCCAAGCUGAUAGACGACUACGGGGGAGACGAGGAGGAGUUGGCCGGCGGCGGAGGAGCCGGGGGCUACACCGAACUUCCGGAGGGCACGUCGAUCAUGGUGGACUCCAAGCGCUUCUUCUUUGACGUCGGGUCCAACAAGUACGGGGUCUUCUUACGAGUGAGCGAGGUCAAGCCCAGCUACAGGAACUCUAUAACGAUCCCUUUCAAGGCGUGGAGCAAGUUCGGUGGAGCGUUCAGCCGCUACGCCGAGGAGAUGAAGGAGAUCCAGGAGCGGCACCGGGACAAGAUGUACGAGCGGAGAACCGAAGAGGAGUCGGAGGGAGACGACGUGGACGACGAUUGACGCAGAGGGAGAGGUGGCUUUUUGUGGUUUAAGUUGACAACGUGAUGCAAAGCCUGGAGAUAAACGGAGAGAGGAACGACUAUUUUGUGCAUGACGAAUCGAACAAUAAAUUGCUAAAAGAGAGUUAAAAAAAAAAAAAGAAAAAAGUAUAUUUGAUUGAGAAAUUGUUUAUGUAAGAGAAACAUGUCCUAAGGUUUAGGUGGAUGUUAUAGUUAAUUGAGUGCAGACUGCAGUAGUCGGCCUCUGUAUGGGAUUCCCAAUUGAUGAUCUAUAUUCUAUUUAAUAUAUAUCUAUCUAUAUAUUGAUUGUCCGAUUGAUAACCUCACAUGUAGCCCAGCAAGUUAAGUUCGCCAGAGAGUUGGUUUACCUGACCUCCUGCUUGACAUCCAGUGGUGAGAGCUCACUCAGUGCUGACCUGUAGUCUGGUGAUGAUGAUGACAAGGAGUAAAAUGUGACAUACUCAAACCAGCAGGUGCAGAGUUGCUGUGAGAGAGUGCUGACAUCGCUCACCAUGGCUGUUUGUGUUUUUUCUAAAGUGAACAAUACCAAACUACUUGUCCAGACGGAACCACAGUGUCGACUACAUAAAGGGGGAUAAAUCCUUGGCAUGGCAGGACACCCUCGCCUGUCCCAGCUUGGGGGCUGUAAGGUUACCGGUUGCAAGCACAUGACACAUUUGGAUUUGCUGCACGAUCCAAAUGAGUCCAAAGAUCGACCUCCCAUCUCUUCCUUUUGCACCCCUGACCCCAACACACACACACGAACACACUCCAGGUGCUGACCCUUCCUGCUCCCACAGCUGAGGCGGCGGUGAGGCCUGCUCAAACGUGGCUUGUUGUGUCUCAGGGCUGAAAAAAAAAAAUCCAAUCCCACAUUUUGGGGGGUUUUCAGCAUUCCCUGUGCCUGUGCAUCAUCCUGUAUAGAUGUUGCUGCAGCCGAGUCGUCUGUGGACACUGAUGACGUCUCCUGUGAUACAGGGCCACGUUUGACCUUUGUGGCCUUGUCAUCAAAGGGGAGGCAGUGAGCUCAUGCCUCCAGCAGCGGUCACACCUUUCCAAGCUACUUAAUUAGGGUGCAGCAUUUGGAUCCUCGAAUCUUGAACUAAGACCAUUUAUGACUGAAGCAAUAUUCAGUCUGAUUGUAACAAAAUAAAUUAGGUGCUUUUGAAAAAGACACCCCUGCAUGGGGUGUUGUAUCUAAAAGAUAUAUAUAUAUAUAUAUAUAUGUACUGAAAGAGAUUUACUAAUUCACGAAAUCGAGUAUAGAUAGAAUUAUUUUUAAAAAGAUAUAUUAAAAUAUGUCUUAGAAAUAUGAGAUUUAUUAGAUAAUGCUGCCUAAUGUGGCUUCUUUAAAACACUAAACGUGGAUGCAACUGUCCAGGGUUAUAUUUCAUACCUGCUUUUCUCCUGAGAUAUCUUUUAUUCCUUAGAGGAAAUUUAAAAAGAGAACAGAUUGGUUACGCCGUAUGCUAUAGCAAUUUCUAGAGACAACGUCUUUGAAGUCGUUUGUCGGCAAACACUCAGCACUCCAGUUCACUUUACAGAGCUUCGAUUUGUUCCCUCGUUUCGGUCUGCACUUUUUUGCAGCGUUUUCUCAUGAAUUGGCUUUCCAUCUGUUGCCAUACGACGCAAAACGUGCACACCUGCAACCAUCAGCGUUACGUCUUUAGUGCUCCUUUCACACAUAUGUUUUGCAUGCCUGCUCUCUGACGCAGAGCCGCCUUGUGUUCUUUUCUUUUGCAUUUUCAGAUUGCUGUAUAAUAAUAUUUAUCCUAUUUUUUUUUUUCUUUUUAGAGCGGUUGCAAGUUUUAUUCUGUACUGCUAAAGACAAUUAGUUUACUUUUCAGUCUAAUAAUGAUUUUAAAAAGGUCACAGCGUUCCCAUGUUUCGGGAAACCUCACUCUCAUUGUCCCAGUUCCUUUUGGUGUGUAAACUUCUCGUUGAAUUUUAUAUUUACCUACUCCAACACAGCAGAAAAAUGCCAUAUAAAAAAUACAUGGGAGCAAUAGAUUUUCUUUCCUUUUUUAUUGAUAUAAAUAUACUAUAUAUAUAUAUAAGAUUACACAUGCGAUUUGAGCUACAUCCUUCUUGUACUGUGUUACGUGAAAUGGCAGCUGUUUCAGUCAUGUGUGUUCUGCUGUAAUAUUCUACCGAGAUCCUUUCAACGAGAAAUAAUAAAAAACAAAAAAUGGUUUUUGCUCA
Messenger RNA from Girardinichthys multiradiatus, 3266 nucleotides. Its product is annotated as transcriptional activator protein Pur-beta. The transcript has a single exon. The record is from RefSeq and is a predicted model, not a curated record. Gene Ontology annotation, cellular component: nucleus. Gene Ontology annotation, molecular function: purine-rich negative regulatory element binding; RNA polymerase II transcription regulatory region sequence-specific DNA binding; DNA-binding transcription factor activity, RNA polymerase II-specific. Gene Ontology annotation, biological process: regulation of transcription by RNA polymerase II. The coding region runs from base 145 to 1065 and encodes 306 amino acids. Lineage: Eukaryota; Metazoa; Chordata; Actinopteri; Cyprinodontiformes; Goodeidae.